Messenger RNA from Leptinotarsa decemlineata (Colorado potato beetle), 1205 nucleotides. Its product is annotated as transmembrane protein 223. Gene Ontology annotation, cellular component: mitochondrion. The record is from RefSeq and is a predicted model, not a curated record. NCBI's taxonomy places the organism in Eukaryota, Metazoa, Arthropoda, Insecta, Coleoptera, Chrysomelidae. Gene Ontology annotation, biological process: nervous system development.
AUCUUUAUCUAUAUCUAAUAAUAAAUAAUAACCUAGAAUCUUGUUUAAAUUUUGUAAAUUUUAUAGUUGGAAAGGAAAUUCAUUAGACAUGUUGGGAGUCUAUAGUUUUUUACGAAAAUUAGCUUUUGUAAAAAUACCGCUCAAAUGCAACUCCAUAAAGACUGUGAAAAUGUGUACAAAACCUCUUGAUGUAAACACAAAUGUAACAAAAGAUGUAAUAUUGUACAAAUACCACAAUUCAAGAUAUUUUAAUUUAAUGAAUAUUUUUGCAAUAUGUCAGUUUGGUUUCUGGACCUAUUUGUCUGUUAUUUCUUUGAAAACAUUGAGAGAUGUUCCAGUACAAGAAACGGAUAGGGAAGAAAAGAGAUGGUGGGAAAAGAUAAACUUAGGAGAAAAUAAAUAUAGAAAUGGCAUAGCCGCAUUUUCAUUUCUUGUUGGAUUUGGAAUUCUUUCCUUCACUUGGCUGUACUCACUAAGAUCGGUAAAGUACCUGAUCCUUAGAAAGGGGGGUAAACAAAUCACAAUUGUCACUUACACACCAACUAUGAUAAACCGGAUGUUCACAGUAAAUCUGAGCGAUUUAAGUUCCAAAGAUACUAGACAAGCUGCUAAGUCACACAUUGCUCUUAAAGUGAAAGGACACUCUUUUUACUACCUGAUGGAUAUGAAAGGAGAAUUCCAAAAUCCUACUUUAUUCGACUACACAGCUGGCUUGAGCAGAAGUUGGAAAGUGUGAUUUUCAGUAUGAAAUAAAGUCUUAUUAUCUGGGCUCACUAUUGCUGUUUUUGAAGUAAUCUUAGAAGAAGGGUUUUCACUCUAAUUUAAUUUUUUGACUGUGUGUAUGUUAGAAUCUUCCAAUACCUGUUAUAUAAUGUUGCAUGUAUUUGCUAUGAAUCGCAAACAUUUCUAACAUUGAAUAUUGAAAAUUUCUAGAAAUUAGUCGACUUGUUUAACUAAACAAUCACUAAAAGAUGAUAGUCCAGUCAGUUUUAAUACAUACAAGUGAACCCAGGUAAGAAAACUUACCAAUAUGAAUUCAAUAGUGUUCAGUAUUUAUUUAUUUUUUGUUCAUUUACAUGUCCAAAGUUUCGAAAGGCAAACUCUUGAGUCUCUUAGACCAUUUUCUUUCAAGAUUGCAGCAUUCUUUUCUAAGUUUCUGUUGAAAUAUGUUUUCUCUCAGAGUUUUAUUAAAACAUUGGGAAUUA